AUGUCCGGUCAAGAAAUCUCUCAUCCUCUCGUCAAGGACGGCUGGUUCCGCGAAAUUAACCACAUGUGGCCAGGCCAAGCUAUGACCUUGCAGGUUAAGAAUAUUCUUUAUGCUGGUAAAUCCAAAUUCCAAGAUGUCUUGGUUUUUGAGAGUGAAACUUAUGGUCGCGUGUUGGUUUUGGACGGUGCUAUUCAAUGCACAGAGCGUGACGAGUUUUCUUACCAAGAGAUGAUUGCUCAUAUAGCUCUCAAUUCCCAUCCCAAUCCUAAAAAGGUUCUUGUCAUUGGCGGCGGUGACGGCGGUGUACUUCGUGAAGUCGUCAAGCACGAUUGCGUGGAAGAGGCCGUCUUGUGUGACAUUGAUGAGGAUGUCCUUAAGGUUUCAAGAGAGCAUCUCCCUGAGAUGGCUGAAGGUCUUAAUGAUCCCAAGGUCAAGAUUCACAUUGGUGAUGGCUUCCAAUUUCUGAAAGACUAUAAAGAUACCUUUGAUGCUAUCAUUACCGAUUCUUCCGAUCCUGAUGGUCCUGCAGAAGCUCUCUUCCAAAAGCCCUACUUUGAACUCCUUUCUGAUGCCCUCCGUGACGGCGGUGUUAUCACUACUCAAGCUGAGUGCAUCUGGCUUCACCUAGGCGUUAUUGGCGAUGUCUUAAAGGCAGUCAAGGCUUCUUUCGCUAAUGUCCGUUAUGCCUACACAACCAUCCCUACUUACCCCUCUGGUCAAAUCGGCUUCGUUGUUGCUUCCAAGAAUCCCGUUAUUGACUUGAGCAAACCUGUUCGCAACUGGACUCCAGAGCAAGAAAGGAAGCUUUGCAAGUACUACAACAGCAAUAUCCAUUCCGCUGCUUUCGUUCUUCCCAACUUUGCUCGUGAGGUUGUUGAAAAGUCUCUCUCCGCUUAA
Molecule: messenger RNA, 897 nt
Organism: Schizosaccharomyces osmophilus
Lineage: Eukaryota; Fungi; Ascomycota; Schizosaccharomycetes; Schizosaccharomycetales; Schizosaccharomycetaceae
Gene: srm1
Product: spermidine synthase Srm1
Exons: 1
Coding region: 1-897 (298 amino acids)
Biological process (GO): spermidine biosynthetic process
Cellular component (GO): cytosol
Molecular function (GO): spermidine synthase activity
Source: RefSeq, a predicted model, not a curated record